This is a messenger RNA of Numida meleagris (helmeted guineafowl), 7177 nucleotides long. RefSeq lists its product as uncharacterized. The transcript is spliced from 2 exons. The record is from RefSeq and is a predicted model, not a curated record. NCBI's taxonomy places the organism in Eukaryota, Metazoa, Chordata, Aves, Galliformes, Numididae. Bases 3145 to 4140 code for a protein of 331 amino acids.
AAAUCUCAAUGCUCACUAUAGAAAAAAAGAAGAUUAGAUCAGCAUUUUUUCCAAACAGAGUAGUACCAAAAAAAACCACAACUGCAAGCAAAAAGAAACCCAAGUAUCAGUAAGCAUACUAGGAGUAAUGUGCUGUCAAAGAAAGUCAAGAAAGCAACUAUGUUUUCAGGAGACUGAGGUUCUGGACUGCCUUCAGGUACAGUUCCAUACAGAGUUCAUUACAAUUACUCAUAUUCAAGGCUGCUGAGUUUGAAGUAAUCUCUUGUCAAUGUUAGAUUUAAUAUUCCAGCAACUCUCACAUAGUGCAUGACUUUCUCUUUUCUUCCCUGCCAUCCUUCUCAGAGUCUGUCAGACAGGGAGCUCUGGUGUCCACCAAACUGCCUUGCAUCCCUGGCUGAAACACGCUCUGCAGGCCCAGCUGUGGGAGUGCCCCUGUGCUGUCUUGGUGCUAAACCAAGGGGAUGGAGCCCAGGCAUAAAGCACAGUACAUACUGCCAUCAUUUACACUAAUAGCUAUGUGACCUUCUCAUGACAAGGCUGAGUGUUCAUGCCCCUGCAGAUAGAAUCAGGAGGAAGCUUAUUCUUUUCAGUUCUCCCUUUUUACACUCUCUCCUUGAGAAAUGACAGCUAAACCGAUAAUUUAAUCAGAUUCUUGCCUUACGCUGCUGAAAUGUAAGGAAAUUUCACAGUCUUUUUCAGAUCAGAAAGGAACUAAAGGUCUCCACCAUCUCAGUUCUGCGUCCUGUUGCUGGCAGGCCCCUGAUGCCAGGAACUGCCUGGAGAGUCACAAUGCCUCCCCUCAGCCACACAUGGCAGCUCCAGGGGCUGGGCUGGGUCCCAAUUCCCUGACUGACUGGGAAGUGCUCCUGCUGAGCAGGGCUGGCCCUGGACAACAUGGCCCUGCUCUGGCACAUGUGCAGCCGAGGCCGGAGGCCUUCACCCAGCAGCCCAGCAGGGGACUGGGCCACAGCCCUGGCAUCCAGAGACUCCACAGCUGUGAAGCCUGCAUUUGGGAUGCACAUGAAUCCCUUGAUUUUUUUUUAAGAUAUGGAGAGGUAUUCCAGCAGGAACUAACCAGCACGGAGGCUCUGCACAACACUGUAUCCACACCAAAGGAUGGAUGCCAUCAAGAUUGUGGCCACUGAUAAAGAUCUGGGACCAACUUCUGACUGAGGCUGCAAGCAGUGCAUUCUCCAUGCUCUCUGAACAGAGGGAAGCACAGAUAGCUCUACUUUGGAGGCAGGGAGAGGCCUGCCAUGGUAAAGAAACCUCUUGGAAUUACUUGUCUAAAACAUUGGUCGCAGAUAAUAACGUAACUUCAUUUAUGACAGAUUCACCCUUUUUUGUGAUUGACCCACAUGUCUGUUCCUUUCUCUCAGCUCUCACAUUUUGGCAGCAGCAGUUUUCUCAAAAAAACAGGAAACAUAAAACCAACUAUGAGGGAGACUCAGUCUUACCUGGUUCAUUACAUAUUUGGAAUCACUGGAGGUACAUACACACAGGCACUUGAAUUACCAUAAACUGGAAUGGCUUCAUGGAAUUGGUGGAUUUGCACUGCAAUAACUCUGGUACUGGCAUCUAAUCACAGCUCUAAGGAUGAACGUGAACACUAUUUUGAUAUUUAAAAGUACUCCUUUCAGGAGAGAAAAAGCUUUAUCUGUUCUACAUCAGGGCUAAUCUUGAUCCCCAAAAUCUUUCUACAAAGAAUAAAUCUUAGAUUGAAAUAAUAUUCCUGCUAAGCCUUCCUUUCUGCCAGAAAGGAAUUGGUCAAGAAGGAAGUCAGUGGUCAAGAAGGAAGGUCAGCUAGUAUAAAUUAGCAGGCAGACAUGACAGAUCAGAUCUGUGGUAUAAGUUCAUCAAAUAUGUAUUUCUUUUGUCAUAAAUAUUUUUAAGAAGAGUAGGAAGGUCCAUAAUGAAGGACAAAACACAGUAUUUGCAUUUUUAAAAUAAGAGAUGCGUGUUAACAUUUUAAAAAGAAAAAAACACCAAAACCAAUCAUUCUGGGGAAGUUUUUAGCUAUACUGAUGAAAAGACACUUUAAGUCAUCAUAGGACACAAAUUCCUUAUUUGGCUGGGCAGAGUCAGCUACAAACCUAUCUAGAAAUCUGAAAGAAUGCAUCUGUAAUUCUGAGGGCAAAAUGGUAUUUCUCAUCUGAAUGAAGAAGGAGAGGAGGAGCAGGAGCUGUUAUCUGGUAACAGUGACAGGACCUGAGGAAACAACAUGAGGAGUGUCAGGGGUCAGGUUGGGUGUUAAGAAAAGGUUCUUCAUCAAGAGUGUUGGACAGGCCCUGGAACAAGCUCUCAAGGGCAGUGGUCAUGGCACCAUGACUGCCAGAGUUCAAAGAGUGUAUGGACAACGCUCUCAAACAUAGUUUGAAUUUUGGAUACAGAGCCAGGAGUUGGACUCAGUGGUCCUUGUGGGUCCCUUCCAGCUCAAGAUAUUCUAUGAUUUUAUCAAUUUUCUUCAACAGAACAAAUGGAAAAACAAUAUUCUCCCUGGAAAGAAAACCCAACAUCUAUGUAGAAAAAGUAUGGUUAUGAAUGAAGAUGGCUUAGCAGUAGCUUCCUGGUUCAAAAAAGUGACGAAGAAACAAGUACGUUGAUUUAAUUAAGGCUGUAAGAGAGCCUUAACAUGAAAUUUCCAAAUAAAAAUAUUUGUAGGAAGCAAUCUAGUAUUUACUGAAAAAAAGCCAACUGUGUUCUCAAGAGAAAUAAACUUCUGCCCAGUAUCUCUCUUCACAGCAAGGCUGUACUCAGAAUCUGAGUCAUGUAAAACACAACAUGUGUUGUAGUAGGCAUGUUACUGAGUACUCAGUCUCAUAAUCUGAAGGUCGUGAUUUCGAUCCUCACACAGGGCACCAAAUGUAGUGAAGACCACCACAUCUGAUAUUCCGUUCAUAACUUGUCACCCUGCCCGCAAGGACUACUUUCUGUCCCCGGUCACCUCGUCGCAUUUACACAUCAAUAUGAUGAGCGGCAAAAUGGCGUUUAUUGUUAAAAGCUACAAAACUAUAUAGUAUAUCUUAUCUUUUACUAGACUGUUCCAGAAGCUCAUGCUCUACCGACUGUGAUCAAUUAAUUAUAAUUGCCAUUGCCAUCGGACCAGCCACGUCGACAGUUCCUGCCUCCGGCGUCACUCCUCAGAUGUCAAUCACUGCUGAGGAAUGCGAAAGGGGCGUGUCGGAACACCCACCGUCGUCUCCGCCAAUCACCUCGCAGCAGACUCCUGAGACUCCGCCUCCGUAUCAGCAGGAUUCGUUGUAUCCUUCAUUAAGCAAUGUCUCAGGGGCGGAAACCAGAGAAGCUUGUACCCACCUAUCAAGGGGCGGCACCGAUGGGCGUGCUCAGAAUGCUGAUUGGUCAGAGAUAGUGCAGGGCUUGACUGUACAAUCCCCGUCUCCGCCCAUGGGGAUGGCCAGGGGAAGUGAGCAAGCAGCUAUGGAACGGCAUGGAACCAGGGUUCCCUAUGGCUGCUGCAGCUGCUCCGUGCCACACCACACCAUGCAGUUCCAACCACAGGCUCAGUAUACCCAGAUAGCUCAGUGGGUAGAGUAUCAGACUCUUAAUCCUAGGGUUGUGGGUUCAAGUCCUACACUGGGCAUUCUUCCACAAAUGCCACAAUCCUUUUGUGAUCAGUUAAAGGGAUCGGACCUCAGGUCUGACAUUCAUGCCACAGGUUCAGCUUUUGCAGCUAGGCUGCUGGCUCGCAUAGGCCAGGAAGGAUAUCCUAGCUCAGAGGUGCCAAGCCUUUUUACCACCAGAAAUGCUAUUGCAGACAGAGUAGCCAACGUGCUUAUUUUUACAGUUCAAGAGGCUUGCGAUUCUAUCUUAUAUGUCGAUGUGUUAGCAAGAAUGUUUUCCAUCCCUUUGAUCCCCUUGUCUGCAGCCAGGAUUGCUGUUCACACAUGCCCUCACUGUAAUUCUACACCUAAGAAAGGCGCAGGAGUUAACCCUUGCAGCCUCGGACCUAUGCAGGUCUGGCAGACAGAUUUCACCUGGGAACAGCGUUUCUCUCCCUGUGCCCUGGCUUGCAGUUACGGUAGAUACUUCCUCCACUGUUAUCAUGGCCACACAGCAUGCGAAGUCCAACUCAAAGGCAGCGCAAAGUCAUUGGGCUGCUACUGUCAUAAGCCUGCCUAGACAAAUUAAGACUGAUAAUAGCUCCUGCUUCAUUUCCCGUUCAACUCAAAAUUGGCUAGCAUUGUGGGGAAUCUCUUCUUCUACAGGGAUCCCUGGUAAUUCCCAAGGACAAGCCAUAGUAGAACGUUCUAAUUGCCUCCUCAAGGAAAAGCUACAUAUCCUUGGGUAGGGGGAAGGAUAAAGAGGGAAGACACGUGUCAGCAGGCAAGCUGAGAUACAAGCAAAGGCUCUUUGUGCAUUGAAUUAUUUCGAAUGUGGUGUCUACGGAAGAACCCUUCACAUAGAAGCAUUGGCAGCCUGAACUCUUAAGUUAGGGUCUAGCCCUAUGUGGGUUUCAGCGUGAUAUAUUCAGCCUCAUCUCAAGGCAGAAAGUUUCUUGCUCAUUGGUAUUGUUUCAGAAUUUGUUACAUUAGAGAUACUAUAGUGAGUGAUGAAAAAGGUUGCACUAUUCACAGGAUGGUAUUGUAAUAACAACUCUAGUAAUGGUAUGGCGAAGUAGGUGAUUUUCCUGUGUUGGUAAUGCAGCCUUAAGAAUUAGAAUUAUUAGGUAUAAGUUAGGUUACUGUGUGCUGCUUCUAUUUUAGUAGUAGACAAAGUGGAAUGAACAGGGUUUAAUGUUACCAGUGUUAGAAUUUAUGGGAAUAGCUCUGUUAGUGUAACUUUACCACCUUCAUUGUCACUAAUUCUUGGUUAUGAUGUUAUUAGCCUGGCAAUUGGCAUUUUCUUAAUUUGUAAAGGCAAAACCUGGAAAAGAAUCCCUGUCAAAGGGAUGACCCUGUACUAUAGAAUGAUAAACUGUUUUCAUCCCACUAGUCAGGAUUUUAGAAAUAUGACUACACAUCACUCGAGACAAAGGCACACGCUAUCUUACUUUGAUUCCACAUGUGAUUUUGAUGUAGGAUUCUGGAGUAUUGCCCAACAGAUUUUUAGUUCACUGGUACCUUCAAUUGGCACCUAUAUCAGGGGCCCAAAUGCCCCCCAGUGAAGAAUGAUCUUGGGACAGAAUGAAGUAUUCGGAUAGUUUUAAGGGAACAGAUAGUUGUGUCUAUAGUUGCAAAUGUUUUGUUUCGUAGAGAGAGUUAACCUCGGUAGUUUAUUUUGCUUUGUGAACGGGUGUUCCACUUGGGCUCUGUAUAUCGCACUGGCCACGCGGAUGCAGUGUCCAAAUGGAAAAAACCCUGCAGACCCUGAGAAGAAUAAAAGCAGGAGAGAGUCUGUGGUGAGUGAGAGAGGAGAAGUGCACUUUGAAGCAGGGGACGCCCUGCUGGCACUGCCUAUCACAUCUACCACUGGCGUGUUUCUUCUUUCUCCUUUCUGAUGGUUUGCCACCUUUCAAGGGUCAAUAAGUAAUAAUGCACUAGCUUAGGGAGUUUCUGAUUUCUGCUUACAGCAUUAUCUAGAAUGGAUGCACGUGUGUGUGAGAGUGUGCGUGUGUUGACUGGAGCUCGUGACCCUUUGUGCAGCUCUGAGUGCAUGGUUUGCUUGUCUCAGCUCCUUAGACAUCCUGUCUCUCACAUUCAAACAUACCCUGAAACAGCACCGCUCAGCUUUAGCCACACUCACCAAGUUAGGAUGUUAGUCAGCUAAGGAGAGUAAUACUCCUAGUGAUGUUUUAGCUCGCUUGCCACUAGUAUCAAUUCUAUCUGGCAUGCAACUCUAUGGAGUUGUGGAUUUUCUAUUAGGCCAAAGGCAUGGCUGUAAGCACCUUAAAAGCAGGUGUUGUACAAUUUUAGUGAUCAUUCAAAAUCAGUAUAUCAGAGUAUACAAGAAUUGAAGAUUUUCUCCAAUCAGUUACAGGUACACACAGAAUGGGACCUUCAGGGACUUUUUCCAGGUUGUAGCCUUGGGCCAUAGGCCAAACAAGUGUUCAUCUUUUUAAUGGGUUUGGCAAUAUUUUAUGUUAUUAUGUUAUGUUUGCCUUGUAUCUUUCUUUCGUUUAGCAUGUCAAUAGAAAGACUGGCUUACUGGACGAUCAAGCAAGCUAAUCUGACGAUCCUUAUGUUUGAUGUAAUGUUAGAAGAUUUGAAUAAUGUGUGAUAUGCGCUUUUGUAGAAUAGAGCAGCUAUGCUAACCACUGCACCACCUACACCAGAUCUCCUCAGGCUUAAGGCCAUGGACAUUAGGGUUUGAGUUUUCAUUUGCAGGAGUUGCUGGAGGAAGACCUAAGCCCAGCAAGCUCAAGUGGGAAGAAGACCUCGACAAGAGACCGCAGAUUUCUUUGAGAAUCAUUCUUCGAAGUGACCACCUGCUUACGGCGUCUGUUUUCUCAUGCUUUCGACUUAGCCUUGGUGCUGCACACCCAGAACAGCAUUUUGUGUGGCAUGGAAAAUGAGCAAGGUGGCUUGACUACUCUGAGUGCCUUGUCAUCUACAUGGAGUCCAUUUGCUGGAAAUGGCUCAAAAGUCAGGUGUUCACGAAUAGGUGAUGAUUUCAUUAAGGGCUAGCAUCAUUACUUGAAAAACACUAUUCUAGAAGUUUUAUCAUAGAAGGCUCUUUACACACAAUCUAUCGAUUUGGGACUGUAGGUUUAGUGCGUUUUAGCUGUAUGACUCUGCUUUGUUUUACUUAGAGGAUUAGGUAUAAGGUUUCUAAGGUUUAUUGUUAUAAUGCUAUGCAUACUUUGCUUUGUAGGAUGCUUACAGCGAGAUAACCGCUGUACUACGCUAUACUAUGGAAACUAUGCUUACAGUAUAAUGGAGUCUUAGAUCAGCCUAGAACACCACAGGCUGUGUGAAAGCUAGUAGUAAGUUUUAGGACAGCUAGCAAUGACAUAUGCAUUUCUAUUAUACGCGUGUGUUAUAGAGUUUUAAUAGUAGAUAGCUUAGGUAAGGGAUAAGUUUAGGGAUAAGAUAUUUGCAGUCGUGUUUGCGGUCGCGCUGUAACGGGUAAAAUUUUAUCGCUUAUGGAAAGGGGGAGAUGUUGUAGUAGGCAUGUUACUGAGUACUCGGGUUGUAACGCUGAAGGUCCUUCCUCAUAUGCUUGCUAUUGGUUCACCUACUUUACUUGAACCUGUGUCGUAAGAAGGAGAGGCUGUCCU